Cyclospora cayetanensis is the source of this 735-nucleotide messenger RNA. RefSeq names its product probable nucleoredoxin 1. The coding region runs from base 1 to 735 and encodes 244 amino acids. NCBI's taxonomy places the organism in Eukaryota, Apicomplexa, Conoidasida, Eucoccidiorida, Eimeriidae. The transcript has 4 exons. The record is from RefSeq and is a predicted model, not a curated record.
AUGAAAAACACGCCGGCUGCUAAGCAGCCCGCUGCUAAGCAGCCGGCUGCUAAGCAGCCGGCUGUCAAGCCGCUUGCCGGCUCAAAGGCAGCCAAAUUCAGCCGUGGUCAGUUCGUGGGAGAAACCAGAAGCGCAGAAGGUUACGUCAUUGACAGGGGUGGCGAGUACCUCAUGCGAGCCGGCUUCGAGCCUUCUACGGUACCCAUUGGCGCCAAUGUGUUGGACCCCUCCCGAGAAUAUGAAGGCCUUCUAGAUGGAGCGGGUGAUGACCUAGUGAAGCGCGCUAUAGGCGGAAGAUACGAACCCGUGGGCAUGGAUCAGCUGUGGGGUCGCUCUGUGGCUCUGCUCUUCUCGGCGGGAUGUCACCCUAAAUGCGCCUCGUUCGUGCCCUUCCUCAUUCAGUUCUACAAGAAUGUUAAUGAGGAGGGAGGUGGACCCAAGGUAGAGGUUAUAUACAUAAGCCUCGAUAAUGACGAGGAGGCAUUCGAGAACAGCAGACGAACUAUGCCCUGGCUUUCUCUGCAGUACUCCUCCCCCUUACGGGACAGGCUAAUGAAGAGAUACCGUUUGAAGGUUGAGCCUGUAGGUCUGACAACGACAGGGAAGGCAGCUCCUGAGGGCCUCCUUGCCGCCACCUUCUAUCCUCCGUUAACGCUGGCCCUGUCCCCUCCCUUAGUAGCUGAAGCAGCAGAAAUAUGUGCACUGCGAUGCACGAAAUUUAUCUCUGUUGAUUAA